Molecule: messenger RNA, 4841 nt
Organism: Onychomys torridus (southern grasshopper mouse)
Lineage: Eukaryota; Metazoa; Chordata; Mammalia; Rodentia; Cricetidae
Gene: Strn
Product: striatin
Exons: 19
Coding region: 131-2560 (809 amino acids)
Cellular component (GO): dendrite
Molecular function (GO): protein-containing complex binding; calmodulin binding; protein phosphatase 2A binding
Source: RefSeq, a predicted model, not a curated record
CCAGGCGGCUGCUCCCUGCUGACUGGGGUGUGGGCGGGGAGCGGCGGAGGGAGGAGGCAGAGCUGGCCGCCGCAGUUUGCCGCCGCUGCUGGGCGCCUAGGCAGAGCUCCCCGGGGUUCGUGCGGACGCCAUGGACGAGCAGGCGGGUCCCGGCGUCUUCUUCAGCAACAACCACCCGGGUGCUGGCGGUGCUAAGGGGCUCGGGCCUCUGGCGGAGGCUGCAGCGGCCGGAGACGGGGCGGCUGCGGCGGGGGCGGCCCGAGCUCAGUACAGCCUCCCCGGGAUCUUGCACUUCCUGCAGCACGAAUGGGCCCGCUUCGAGGUGGAGAGAGCCCAGUGGGAGGUGGAGCGGGCGGAGCUGCAGGCCCAGAUUGCCUUCCUUCAGGGGGAGAGGAAAGGUCAAGAAAAUUUGAAGAAAGAUCUUGUGAGGAGGAUCAAAAUGUUGGAAUAUGCUCUGAAGCAAGAAAGAGCCAAAUACCACAAGUUGAAAUAUGGAACAGAACUGAAUCAGGGAGACAUGAAGCCUCCAAGCUAUGAUUCUGAUGAAGGCAAUGAGACAGAGGUACAGCCACAGCAAAAUAGCCAGUUAAUGUGGAAACAAGGCCGGCAGCUGCUCAGACAGUAUCUGCAGGAGGUUGGCUACACAGAUACUAUUCUAGACGUGAAAUCCAAAAGAGUGCGGGCAUUGUUGGGCUUUUCAAGUGACCUCACUGACAGGGAAGAUGACAAGAACCAGGACUCGGUUAUAAAUGGCACAGAGGCUGAGGUUAAAGAGACAGCAAUGAUCGGAAAAUCUGAAUUAACGGAUUCUGCCUCUGUGCUGGACAAUUUCAAAUUCCUUGAAAAUGCAGCUGCAGAUUUCAGUGAUGAAGAUGAGGACGAGGACAUUGAUGGAAGAGAGAAAAGUGUCAUUGAUACUUCAACAAUUGUCCGGAAAAAAGCGUUGCCUGACCCCAGUGAAGAUGGCGACGCAAAGGAAGCCCUGAAGGAGUUUGACUUCCUCACCACGUCCCAGGAAGGCCAGAGUGAGUGUAGGAGUGCGGGCGACGGAACAGACUGGGAAAAGGAAGAUCAGUGUCUCAUGACUGAAGCCUGGAAUGUGGACCAGGGAGUGAUUACCAAACUGAAGGAGCAGUACAAAAAGGAGAGAAAGGGGAAGAAGGGGGUGAAGAGAAAAACUACCGAAGAUCUGUUUCAGCCUCUAUCCUAUAUAAAACAGUCAAAACAGGGAUGUGGGAGAAUGAAGAACCAAAGCCCAGGGCCCAAUAGGUCAAAACUACAAGACAUGCUUGCUAAUUUGAGAGAUGUUGAUGAGCUUCCCUCCCUGCAGCCAUCUGUUGGCUCCCCUUCCAGACCCAGCAGCUCCAGGCUUCCUGAACAGGAGAUCAGUAGGGCAGAUGAAGUGGAAGCGCUGACGUUUCCUCCUUCUUCUGGGAAGUCGUUUAUCAUGGGAGCAGAUGAAGCCCUCGAAAGUGAACUGGGGCUUGGAGAGUUAGCAGGCCUCACGGUGGCCAAUGAGGCAGACUCGCUGGCCUACGAUAUAGCAAAUAAUAAAGAUGCCUUGAGGAAGACGUGGAACCCUAAGUUUACGUUACGGAGCCACUUUGAUGGCAUCCGAGCCCUUGCUUUCCACCCCAUCGAGCCUGUUUUAAUCACAGCGUCAGAGGACCAUACACUGAAAAUGUGGAAUCUGCAGAAAACAGCCCCAGCCAAAAAGAGUACUUCUCUUGACGUGGAGCCUAUCUAUACGUUCAGGGCUCAUAAAGGUCCAGUGCUGUGUGUAGUCAUGAGCAGCAAUGGUGAGCAGUGUUACAGCGGUGGUACAGAUGGACUGAUUCAGGGCUGGAACACCACCAACCCCAACAUCGACCCCUAUGACUCUUACGAUCCUUCUGUUCUUCGAGGCCCUCUGCUGGGCCACACAGAUGCGGUGUGGGGGCUGGCCUACAGUGCCGCGCACCGGCGGCUGCUGUCCUGCUCAGCAGAUGGCACUCUUCGCUUAUGGAACACAACUGAGGUUGCCCCAGCACUGAGUGUGUUUAAUGACAACCAAGAACUGGGAAUCCCUGCCUCUGUGGACCUAGUGAGCAGUGAUCCAAGCCAUAUGGUAGCAUCAUUCAGCAAAGGAUAUACGAGCAUCUUUAAUAUGGAAACACAACAGCGAAUUCUCACUUUGGAAUCCAACCUAGAUUCAACAGCCAGUUCUUCCUGCCAAAUCAACAGAGUCAUCAGCCAUCCCACUCUUCCGAUCAGCAUCACAGCUCACGAAGACAGGCACAUCAAAUUCUACGACAACAACACAGGCAAACUGAUCCACUCGAUGGUCGCCCACCUAGAAGCUGUUACAAGUUUAGCAGUUGAUCCAAAUGGCCUGUACUUGAUGUCUGGCAGUCAUGACUGUUCAAUACGCUUAUGGAAUUUAGAAAGUAAAACAUGUAUCCAAGAGUUCACAGCUCAUCGGAAGAAAUUUGAAGAAUCAAUCCAUGAUGUAGCAUUCCACCCUUCCAAAUGCUAUAUAGCCAGUGCUGGGGCCGAUGCACUGGCUAAGGUCUUUGUAUGAUGUGACGCAUCAGCUUCACCUUCUAGCUCUUUAUUAAAAGUCAACUGCACAACAGAGAUACAGAAGACCAGGGCAAGAAUCAGCUCACCCUGCUGAAGGAGCACAGAGGACAUUUGUUAAAGUAUAGUUUUGCAAUUUGUGUACUGUUUUCUCAAGUUAAGGUUUGUUCAGGUUGCUGCAAGCUCAGCUGAAUCUGGGAACCUGAAAACUUUCAAAUUUCCCCCUAAAGAGGCACUUUUAUUUCUGAAGUUGUUCUCAUUCGCUAGGCAGGCCUGAGCGAAGCAGGUUUAGCAUCUCCCUUCCUGAUAAACAGGGCAUGCUGUAAUGGAUCAUUAGAGUUGGGUGGCUGGGAAUGAGUGGAGGGAACUUAGAUGCACUUUCCCCUGAGACAUCUGCUAAACAUAUUAGGUAGUCAAACUAGCCUGUAUCCACUCUGCUAACGCGUGAUGUAGAGUGGCCAGACAUUGUCCAAAUGAGCUCCGAACAGAGCUCUCCUUCCGGCUGGUCUCACGGAGGAUGGCAAAUUGUUUCACCUAGCAGCAGGAAAAGAUGCAGUGCUAUGUUAAGUCUAUUACUCAGAAAUGCUAAACAAGUGCUUAGUUUGUAUUACAACUUUGAACGUAGAUGUGGCACCAUUCUAAAGUCUAGCUGCCAGACACCCAUGAUGAACAGCAGUUAACAGAGCCUGCUUUUACUAAAGGGUUUUAACUUCUCCAGGUUUGAGAGUCUGUUUAUUUUUAAGGGCGAACAGGGAAUAUUCCUAUAAUAAUUUGUUUAAAAAUUCGCCUCAUUUGUGUGGUAUUUAUAGCAUUAGAGUGAUUUUUUCAUAUUGAUGAAAUUUACUUCCUAAUGACUGAAAAAGGAGAAAGCUGUUUAUUACCCAUUUCCCAGCACCCAUAUAAUUGGUUCAAAUAAUCCUUGAUGUUUCUUCCCUGCCUUUCACAUUUAUGGUUUCUGACACCUACCAUAAACAGUUUAAAUCAUUAUUACUAUGUUGUGUGGUCCUAAGCGAGUGGUUACCUCAGGCAGGUGCUUUCUCAGCCCUGCUUAAUGAAGUAGUGCUCCCUGGACGUCCUCUACUAGAGUCUCUAAGAACGGCCUGUGAUGCCUGGGGGCUCUGUCUGCCCACCCCAUUGUUUCAUGGGGACGCCCAUGUUAACCACAGUGAAUCAGUGCUGUGUCUGGAUAAAACCAUGUCUGAAAAUGGCAGUUUUCACAUUUAUCUGUGGCCCGUACGUGGUCAGCUUUUGGGAGUCUCAGAAUGCUACCAACUAACGUAGUGCCCUGCUGUGCAGACCUCCUACCUGUAACUGUCAGUCACUCUUCAUGUCCUUCACACUCUGUCUCUGCGAAAUGACAGAGACUAAUAUAAAUGUUAAAACGAAACUAAUGUCCACCUUUUCACCCAAAUGUAUAUGCCAUAAAAAUAUUAUACCUAUAAAUAUUAUAACCCAUAAUAAUGAUUCCAUUGCCACAGGCACGGUGUUUCUGGUGAUCUAUUCUUUGAAGUAGCAAUCUCAUGGUGAUAUGGGUAAUAAUUGACUUCUUAAAAAUUUCUGCUCAUCUGCCUUUAGAAUUCUGCAGUGUGCUGGCAAAUUUUCUUUAACAUUAUAAGACCCAUGCUAAAUUUCCCUGGUUGUUCUAUAGACAUGCUGUAUAGUAUUUUAAUACGACUACAUUUUAUCUUUGUGCUUUGGUUAACAAACAGGCCUAAGAGAUCAAUUGGUACACACAAGUGAAUUGAGCUAAAUGCUUAUGUUUCCACGCAGAUAUAGAAUUUUACACUGAUGGGUAAAUUCUUCCGUCCUUCGUAAAUUGAGCAAAAGGAUUUUCUAACCGGACAUUUUCAGACUAUUAGAAGAGCCCCGUUAGAAGUAGUGGAUUUCUGACCACAGUCCCUGCUAAAAUGACUUCCCAAAGUCUUCAGUGUGUGACUUUCUCUUCACAAUAGUCUGGAAACCAGGAGAGGCUGCCCUGUGCCUCAUGAUUGAUUCUGUGGGACGUAAUCCUAGACUAGGCGGAGUGUAAGACAAGUGACAGAGCUGUUGAAAGUGUUUAGGAAGUGUGCUUUGUGCCAUGGAAGACUGUACAUAGAAAGAUUCUUCUAAACUAGCCCUGUUUGCUACCAGCCUGGACAUGAGCCAAAGCUGUCUUCCAGCCAGAUGGUAGCACGGACAUUUCUCUGACUUUCCCCAUCCUAAUGAAAAUUCACAAAAUGAACAGUUUCAAGAUUCAAAAUCAUUGAAAUGAUUGCAUUCAUAAAUAUUUACCACAUUGUAAA